Molecule: messenger RNA, 3704 nt
Organism: Mercenaria mercenaria
Lineage: Eukaryota; Metazoa; Mollusca; Bivalvia; Venerida; Veneridae
Exons: 5
Coding region: 226-2328 (700 amino acids)
Biological process (GO): iron ion transport
Cellular component (GO): plasma membrane
Molecular function (GO): oxidoreductase activity; copper ion binding
Source: RefSeq, a predicted model, not a curated record
AUGUCUACUUUCAGAUUAUAAAUUUAGAAUUCCUAGAAAAUGAAAUGAACCGUUUUUCUUUACUAUAGAAACAUUGAUUUUUAGUUUUAAUUUCGCGCGAAGGAAUUGCAUACACUUGAAAGAUAUUAUUUUUAUAUCAUUUGAUAAUUCACGAUUUUGCUGGAGAAAGGUAGUAGCUGGAGCAAAACUUGAAAAAAAUUUUAAAAUCAGAUAUACCACAUUGCCAUGGAGAUAAAAAACAUUACAAAAACAGUCAUUACGCUACUGUGGUUAUGGCUAAUUUGUACCGUAAGUACACAGCCGUACAAACGACCAGACGUGCAGCCUCCAGCGGACAAUCAGGCAGACUGUGUAUGCCAACCGGAUAUCACACUUUGCAAGUGUACUUUUGUAGUAGAGCACCGUUUGUCUAUGGUAUUGCAUGAGGAAAGAGAACUAGUUCGCCCUGAAAUGGGGUUCUUAAGUAAAGUCAGUAACGGCAUGAGAUUAACAGACGAGGAAACUGAACGAGUGAUCACAACUGAUGGUGUAGAUUCCAGACUUGUUAUUGCCAUUAAUGGUAAAUUCCCGGGUCCCAGAGUAGAAGUAUUUGAAAACCAAGAGAUUGAAAUCACGGUGGUCAAUAAAUUCCAUACAGACAGUGUUACAGUUCAUUUUCACGGCAUUCAUCAAAAGAAUACACCUUGGAUGGAUGGAGUGGCAUUCGUUACCCAGUGUCCGAUAUUACCUGGACAAAGUUUUGUCUACCGCUUCAAAGCUUAUCCUCCAGGAACUAGUUUCUAUCAUGCGCACAUCGGAGACCAGCGUAGCAUGGGUUUAUACGGACCGUUCAUCGUUCGUAAAAGAGACACUGAACCAAUCAGCGAAAUAGUUGUCACAUUGCAAGACUGGAAUCACAAUAUGGACGCGGAAACAGCUUAUCUAAGAAUGAUCACUGAACAAUAUGACUCCUAUAAUAUAAUACCAACAACCUACUCUAUAGAUCGUGGAAAUUUUAGCCGAUUCGAAUUUCAAUCUGGACUUGUCAAUGGAAAGGGAAGGUACUGGAGGACUAUUAAUAAUCACAACAGCGCACCACUAGAGAGGUUCCACGUGCAAACCGGAACAUUGUAUAGGUUUAGAGUAAUAGGCGCAAUGACCCUUUAUCCAAUGAGGGUAUACAUCGAAGGUCACACUUUGUCUCUUAGGUCUUCUGAUUGUUUUAACUUGAAGAAUACCCCUGUUCAGUCGAUUAUUGUCCACCCUGGUGAAAGGUAUGAUUUUCACGUAACUUUCCAGGAUUCCAGUGCGAAGAAACAAUACUUAUUAAUUGCAGAAACGAUUGAAAUUCGUGAAAGUCAUGGAAAAUAUCAUGCAGCAGAAGCCAUAAUUGAAGUGGACAACGCCCCAGGAACCGUAGAUCUUUAUCCUAACAACGACAAAGCUGAAUUUUGUACUAUUCAAUCGGCAUGUAAAGUAUUCAACUGCCCUUAUGGCUACAGCGGAACCAGUAUUAGGAGUUGUUUAAACUACAAUGACGUCCAAAAUACGGACCCACUUCGUGAUCCUUCAAAAGUCAAAGGGAACAAGGUUGACAAUGAGUAUUUCUUUAACUUCGCAUUUCCUGGAUUCCCAGGCAAUACCCCAGGGUCAGUUAAUGGAAGGCAAUUUAUCUCGCCGACUUCACCUCUUCUUACACAACCAAACGCCCUAACAACUCGGUGUAAUGAGGAGAAAUGCCGGCGGAAUGGUAUAUGCAGCUGCACGUAUAUAGUGGAGAUUCCCGGAAACAAACUUAUACAGAUGACCUUUAUGAACAUUGGAAAUGGCUCCGGAUGGUCCCACCCGGUACAUCUACACGGAACAUCAUUCUUUGUCAUGAAAAUGGGCUUUGGUACAUACGAUGCUACAAAUGGACAACUGGUAAAUGAGACGAGUGAUAUUCGGUGUACGGGAUCGUACGGGUUCUGUUCCCAAGCGGUAUGGAGAAACAAUACAUGGAGAGGUGGUAACAUCCCAGAGCAGAACCCAGAACCUCCAAUCAAAGACACUGUAGUUGUUCCUACGGGAGGUUACGUUGUUAUUCGUUUUAUCUCGGACAACCCCGGAAUGUGGUUCCUACACUGUCACAUAGAUCUCCACAAUACAAACGGUAUGGGAAUGGUCAUCAAUAUAAAUCCUGGCAAUCAUCCAAAACUUCCAACGGGAUUUCCAACUUGUGGCAAUUUUUUAAAUAACGGUCAAUCACAGCCGGACGCCGACAAGGAUUGUCCAGUAAGCAUCGGGGCCAUCACCAGAGCAUCGUUUGGAAUAUUCGUUUUUUUGAUUACUAUUAUCAUUACUUUCUAGGAUGACUGAUAUGCAUGUAGCCUGGGAAUCCAGCCUGGCAAUUUCUAACUUUUUUUUCUACCUGCAAAUUGAUAUCAGAAACUCGAUGAAUGCCAAUUAACAAUAAUUACCGCAAAUUAAGUAGGAUCUUUAAUGCACAGAUGGUAUGAUUUCUUCUGACAAAGCAAAAAUAUUAUCAACGGCUUCCCAGGCUAAUAUGCAUGUACUGAUAUAUAUUUCUUUCUCGGAUGACUGAUAUGCAAUUACUGAUAUGUAUUACUUUCUCGGAUGACAGAUAUGCACUUCUUUCUUGUAUUGUACAAUAUAGUAAAGUAAAGUAUAAGGUUGCAAUUAUAUUUCCUUGCUAUUGAACUAGCUUUUAAAGCGACGUGGUAGAGUGUCCGAUUUAGGUGUGAGAGGUCCCGGGUUCGAUUCCCCUUUUUUUCGAUUUCCUAUUUUCAGUCUGUUACAGUAUUAUUCAUAUGCAUUUCUUUUUCGUAUUACUGAUAUGUAAGUCUUUCUCGGAUGACUGAUAUAUAUUUCUUUCUCGUAUUAUUGAUAUGUAUGUCCACUUCUUUGAAGUUCAGUACUGGUGUCAUAUGAGGAAUGGUCGUGAGCUCAGUGGGCUCAGAUUCACGAUCCACGGGUUGAGCGGCCAGCACCUUAACCAACGGACUUGCUUUCCAUUAGGCAGACACAUUUUCCUUUAUUUUGAUAUCAAAAAAAAUAAUCAUAAAAUCUAAAGCAUAUAUUUAUCAUUAUUAUUCAAAGAGACCCUGAAAAACCAGCUGGGAAAGCAAUUGAAACCAACACUCAAUAGCUGGAAUUUCGUCCUGCACGAAUACUUGAUCAUUCAAAUAGAUAUAGAAUAAACUAAGCGCAAAAUAGUCAGCCCUCACUGCAUUUCAUGAAAUAAGAUGUAGCCCUUGUCAUUAGCAAAUUCUUGCUUUUCUUAUUAAUACAUCGGCAAGUUAAAAUCUUUUCGCAUGAGCAGUGCUAUUACCAUUCUCUUUGAGACCGGAAAGUAUUUUGUAAACACAGGAAAAGCAACAUCAACAGAGUUUAAGGUUUUGUUGAAUGUGUCUAGAAACUGAUCUUGUCCAGAUGCUGAUAUAUACAUAUAUUGUAUACGUUAUUUUUUUCUGGUGUCCAUGCUGAGUUAAACCCUGCCAGAUAAUGUUUACACAUUGAAUGAAGCCCACAAGGGGUUUAAUUUAUCUCAAAUACAUGCUUUAAAAGGCAGGUAGGAUGCAUGUAUGGACACCAGAAAAAAAUAAUUCAAUUCUAACAAAUCAAAAUAAACAUGUUUCCACGUAAAUGUUUCAUAUUCUAAUAAUGUUGUAGUACAACAUUAUGUCUGUGUCAUAGGUGUGAAAUAAAUAAACAGAUAAACUAUA